Messenger RNA from Oncorhynchus masou masou (cherry salmon), 1002 nucleotides. Its product is annotated as olfactory receptor 10A4-like. Gene Ontology annotation, biological process: G protein-coupled receptor signaling pathway. Gene Ontology annotation, cellular component: membrane. Lineage: Eukaryota; Metazoa; Chordata; Actinopteri; Salmoniformes; Salmonidae. Gene Ontology annotation, molecular function: olfactory receptor activity; G protein-coupled receptor activity. The record is from RefSeq and is a predicted model, not a curated record. The transcript has 6 exons. The coding region runs from base 1 to 1002 and encodes 333 amino acids.
AUGUUUGAGGUAGAUGAGAACUACACACGUGUGUCAGAGUUUGUGAUUGUGGGCAUCCCGGGGCUCCAUCCAUCCUUCUUCCAGCUGGUGGCCUGGUUCUUCUUCUGCGUCUAUGUGACCACAGUGGUGGGGAACUUCCUGCUGGUGGUGCUGUUUGCCCUGGAGCGCAGCCUGCAGAAACCCAUGUACAUCAUCAUGCUCAGCCUGGCUCUGUCAGACAUAGGUUUUGCCACAGUGGCCCUUCCCAAUCUGAUAGCUCGGUGGUGGUGGAACGACGGGAGGAUCUCCUUCCAUACCUGUAUGUUCCAGGAACAAAUGAUCCACUAUUUUGGAACGCUCAACUCUCUCAUUAUGUUGACCAUGGCUAUGGACCGGUACCUGGCUAUAUGUCACCCUCUCAGAUAUCCUAUGUUGAUGACCAACCGGACAAUGAGUGGUCUAACAGUCUGUUCCUGGAUAUCAGCCCAAGUGGCACCUGGCAUCGUCACCAUAGACUUCAGCAGGAAAGUGUCAUUCUGUGGUCCCAACCGUAUCCUCCAUGCCUACUGUGAUGCCGUAGCACUGACUAGGCUGUCCUGUUCCAACAUGGUAGAGAUCAAUAAUAGCUCCUAUGGGCUGGCCAUGUUUGUCCUCCUCGUCCCCCUCUCCCUUAUCAUCUUCUCCUACAUCAGCAUCAUCGUCACCGUGAUGCGCAUGGCCAACGCACAGGGCAGACAGAAAACCUUCUCUACCUGUGGUACUCAGGGAUGUCUCAUUCUUAUCUACUACAUCCCCCGCUUCAUAGUCUACUCCACGCCCUACAUGCCCAACCUGACAAUUACCCCUGAUCUCCGCGUCGGCCUCAGCCUCAUCAAUAGCCUGUUCCCCCCGGUGGCCAACCCGUUCAUCUACUGUUUCAGGACCAAGGAGAUCAGAACCAUUCUGGGGCGAUGGAGACAGCGUUGGGGGAAUAGCCAGACGGAACCGCGUAAACCCAACACUGUAGCUGUCAUCACGAGAUGA